CACGGCCACACGGGAGAAGCAGACCAGAGCAGGGCAGCGAGAUGUGGAGCUCCGACUCGGAGCCCGACCAUGCAGCCGGCGCCGCCGCGAUAACCACCGCAUCGUCCUCCACCUGCUCGUCCAGCCCGUCGACACCACCGCUUCCCUCCCCGACCCAGCCUCCGCCACGCCGCCACAAGAACAUUGCGGGUGUGGGUGUGGCCGCGACCGGCAGGGAGGCGGAGGCCGAGGACGUGUGGCACGGGGAUCAGUGGGAGGCGGCGUGGCCGCGGCGCGCAAAGCCGGUGGUCGUCGCCGCUGAGGAGACGGAGACGGACAGCACCGGCCCCGGGUCGUCACCUCGUGGCGGCGACGGCAUGGGCCGCGCGAGGAGCCUCACCGACGACGACCUGGCGGAGCUCAAGGGGUGCGCGGACCUGGGCUUCGGCUUCAGCUACGACGAGAUCCCGGAGCUGCGCGGGACCCUCCCCGCCCUCGAGCUCUGCUACUCCAUGAGCCAGCGGUUCGUCGACCAGCCCCAGCCACCGCAGGAGCAGGAGACGGCCGCCACGCCGACCUCCACGACGACGACCUCGCCGCCCGUUGCCAACUGGAAGAUCUCCAGCCCAGGGGAUAGCAGGGAGGAGGUGAAGGCGCGGCUCAAGUACUGGGCGCAGGCGGUGGCGUGCACCGUCAGGUCUGCAGCUGAACGAACGACCACCAAGACAACAGGCCAUGGCAAGAGCAAAUCAGAAGCAUUGAUCACCCCAUUGAUGCAUUGUCGCGGUCGCGAUCGAUAGGUGGAUCCACUGAAGAUGGAAGCAUGUUUCCGAUGACAUUACGAGAAGAAUCGUUGUGGAUGGAUCUUGCUACGUACGUGGGGAGCUGUACAUCCGAUUCAGUGUUUUAGUUGGAUGAUGGGUCGUAUUCGUGUCAUAUCGGCUGCGGAUUGUAUGGUGUUUGUUGCUGUGCUCUGAGCCAGCUACAGCUUCUCAUCUACUCCCCCCAUAAUGUAAGACGUUUUCUAGUGUUAAAAAAUGUCAUGAGCAGUUUUAAAAAGA
This is a messenger RNA of Triticum aestivum (bread wheat), 1040 nucleotides long. RefSeq lists its product as uncharacterized. NCBI's taxonomy places the organism in Eukaryota, Viridiplantae, Streptophyta, Magnoliopsida, Poales, Poaceae. The record is from RefSeq and is a predicted model, not a curated record. The transcript is spliced from 2 exons. Bases 42 to 779 code for a protein of 245 amino acids.